Messenger RNA from Mitosporidium daphniae, 1578 nucleotides. RefSeq lists its product as uncharacterized. The record is from RefSeq and is a predicted model, not a curated record. Gene Ontology annotation, molecular function: glutamate-cysteine ligase activity. The transcript has a single exon. Bases 1 to 1578 code for a protein of 525 amino acids. Lineage: Eukaryota; Fungi; Microsporidia. Gene Ontology annotation, biological process: glutathione biosynthetic process.
AUGGAGGCAAAGCCUUCCCAAUGGCAUCCUGAGUAUGCACGCUGGAUGUUGGAGGCAACUCCAGAAAAGCCAUACCCAUACACCAUGUGGGCCCUAGCACGCAUUUGCGAACAGGACAUCAGAGCGCGACGUAUUGAGGCUACCAGUCGUCUGCAUGCAAAUGAGUACUUGCUCUCGUUAGCUGCAUUUCCAGCACUUGGAUCGCCGGAUUUUCUUUGGAAUAACGGAAGCGGAAACUGCCCUGUCAAUGGCCCGAUAGCCAAUUCAGCCUUCUUGCCAGAUGCAUCUAUUUCUGUGCAUCCGCGCUUUUCAACCCUGACACGGAAUAUCAUGGAAAGACGCGGGGGCAUUCUGGUUGAUAUCCCGCUCCCUGUGUUUAGAGACACUAAAACUCCGUGGCCUUUUCAUCAAAACAUUGAAAAAAAUGGCACAGAGACAGAGGGAAUGAUCCACCUCGAUGCAAUGGGAUUCGGCAUGGGGCUCUGCUGUCUUCAGUCGACACUCCAGUGCCCCUCGUUACAGAAGGCAAUGUUUCUUUAUGAUAGACUCGCAAUAAUAGCACCAAUCAUGAUCGCAUUGACAGCAUCCACCCCAGCCAUAGCUUCUUAUUUGCUGGACAUUGACGCACGAUGGGAUAUCAUUUCAAACUCUGUCGAUGACAGGACGCCCGAAGAACGUCAGAGUCAGAAGAGCCGAUACGCCUCAAUCAGCACCUUCCUUUCUACUCCAAGCUCUCAUCUCAACGAUUUGCCACUUCCCAUCAAUCUCCGCAUGUAUGAUACAUUGCUUCGAGCAGGGAAUAUGGAGACCGCUCUUGCACGCCAUUUUGGCUUUCUUUUUGUGAGAGAUCCAUUGGUGCUUUAUCCUGGCGAUAACGAUGAGAGGCUUUUCGAGUCGAUUCAGUCGACCAACUGGAACACCGUCCGCCUGAAACUGCCUUCGGCUUCUCUAGACAUUCCCACAUGGCGUGUAGAGUUCAGGCCAAUGGAGGCCCAGCUUACCGAUUUUGAGUCCGCCGCGUUCCUUAUUCUGAUCCAACUAGUUUCUCGUGCCAUUAUUAUGGGCGAAAAUCCACUCAUAGAACUGAUUCCGAUUUCACUUCUCGAUCAGAAUAUCGCGUGCGCCCAGAAAAGAGACGCUGUGCGCCUGGAGAGCUUCUACUGGAAGCGACCAGGCGGCACCAUCGAACAACUUACCAUUGAUGAGAUCAUCAAUGGCCCAGAUGGGCUAUUGAGGAUCGCUAGGGCAGAGCUUUCCCGUUUAGAGAAAGCUGAGGCUGAUCACAAUUGUAGCCUGCAAAAUGGCCCCUCUGGUAGUGGCAUUCUCGGCCACAGUUCUAUUAAGCGUGAAAUUGGUGACCAUGAGCCCACCGGAUAUGACCGCAAUGCCAUCGAACGAUAUCUGACCUUCAUUGGUGAAAGGGCUGCAGGGCGUAUUCCGACACCUGCACGCGCUAUCCGGGAGUUCAUUAUGGGCCAUCGCUCCUAUGCCAAGGAUUCUGUCGUGCCCAAAGAGGCUAUCUAUGAUCUUAUGCAGAAGUUGGUACUUCAUUCUGUACUUAACGUCCCCAUAAUUUAA